CCGUGUAUCCUUAAUUCAGUAGUAUUAUAAGUUAUAUUAAAUUAUAUUAUAUAUAUAUUAAUCAUGUCAUUGUAUAGAUUUAAGAUUAGCUCUGUCUGUCGAAAUUACUCACAAGCUGCCGCUGCUGUUUCGAAUAAGUCUCAUCCUCAAGGGAAUGUUGUUGAUCAAAACCUUCCGUCUUUUGCUAAAAGUUUGUUUGUAGGAAAUUUUGUCAAAACCGCAUUUGCCCGAAGUACCAAAGAAGUCAACUUACCAAAAUUGGAUAAACUCUUUGGAGUCAGCGUGCCCAAAGAAUAUGGAGGUUUAGAACUGUCUUCAGCUUCGGUUUCGGAAGCUUAUAAGCGGAUUGAUUUCGCUGACUUAAGAGAGAGCAUUGCUCACGGUAGCGUCGUGAAGUGCAUUAAUACAACUGGAACAGAUGAACAAAAGAGAUACUAUUUACCACAAUUAGCUUCUGGUGAAUGUAUUGCAUCGUACUGUAUUUAUGAAAGCAAACAUGGAUAUGAUAUUCAAAGUAAUGAGACUACAGCCUCCCAAAAAAAUGGAAAAUGGAUAAUUAAUGGUUCAAAACAGUGGGUUGUGAAUGGAAAACAAGCCAAUAUGUUUUUAGUACUUGCUAAGACUAUGGAUGAAUGCAAUCGUCCAGAGAGUGAACACAAUUUUUUCACAGCCUUUUUGGUUAAAAAGUCACAAAACAGUGGCAUUAAAAUUACUACUGAAGGAAAUCACUGUAAUGUGACAUUCAAUAAUGUUGAAGCUGAUUGUAUUUUAGGAUCUGAAAACGAAGGCCUAAACUUUUUUACAAUACUGUUCAAUGGUGAUUUAUUGGAAUCCUCUUCUGCUACAUUAGGGGAGAUACAAAAUAUUGUUCAAAAAGCCUCUCAAAAUAUCCAGACCCAUGAUCGAUCGAGUUUGAUUAAACUAGGAAAGCUGAAUAGCCAUUUGUAUACUAUGGACUGUGUUUUGGAAUUUACUAGUCUGAUAUUAGAUACCUAUAAUCCUAAAAGUGACUAUGAGCCAAUACUUGCUCGUUUGUUUGUAAGUGAAACAACACGUAGUUGCUUAAACUUGUUGAACGACUUGGGUUUAUCCAAGAAGUCGUAUAAAUAUAUCGAAAACUCAUUAUUAUUUGAAGGUAGAUCAAAUUUACUACCAAUUGUUGGUGCUCUACUCGGCAUUCAGUAUGCUGGACAGUUUAUGGCAGAAGAUGUGAGACAAUUAAGAAAUCCACUUAUGUUUCCCAAGUAUACAUUAAGUCAUAUCAUGAGAAUCCAACGAUCAUUGAAGGAUAAGCCAAAAUUGAAUCAUUACAUUGAGAAGCACUUGCAUCCGUCACUCAAGAAACAGGCAUUGGACUUAGAGUAUUGCUUAAGCAGAUUUCAAUUUGGUGUUCAAAAUAUGUUUAUUAAUCUUGGUCCCGAUACUUGCUAUUUCCAAAUGAUACUUGAUAGGGCUAACAGUAUUGCUAUGGAUUUAUUUGCCAUGGCAGCUGUGUUACACAGGGUAUCGCAAAAACUUUCUAAUUCAAAUGCACAGCUGUAUCCUACAGAAUUAAUUUUUGCCAAUGUAUUUUGCAACAGUGUUCGAGAACAGUGCAGUAGAAGAGUAAUUGAAAUACUAGAUGCUCCACACAACGUGGUUGAUCCACAUUAUAAAACCAUUGGCCAAAAUUGUUUUAUUGAGAAAAAUUAUUUCUUUGAACACCCUUUAAAGAGAAAUAUUUUUUAAUUAAUCUGUCAUUAAACUCAAUAUAGUUAUGUUUAUAUUUUAUUUAAUCGAUUGUAUAAUAUGUUAAUUGUUAAUGUUACCACCUAAUUAUCUGUUAAAUAUAAUUUUUUCCUAAAUAAUAAUAUCUCAGAACUCUUAAAUUUGAUGCUGGAACUCCCCAUCACGCUAGAGCUGUAUAUCAUGCUCUUAGAGUAGAAAAAGAGCCAGGUAGUUCUGUUAAUAGAAUUUGUGAUAUCGCAGAUACAUUUGUAAGUGUGACAAUUGAAUCGACAGAACUUCAUUCCUUGCGUUCAAGUUCUAACAGUUUAUUAGAUAUACUUAAAGUUCUAUCUGAAGUAACACAAAAAUUUGACCUUAAA
Myzus persicae (green peach aphid) is the source of this 2087-nucleotide messenger RNA. Its product is annotated as acyl-CoA dehydrogenase family member 9, mitochondrial-like. Gene Ontology annotation, molecular function: flavin adenine dinucleotide binding; acyl-CoA dehydrogenase activity. The transcript is spliced from 2 exons. The coding region runs from base 64 to 1728 and encodes 554 amino acids. The record is from RefSeq and is a predicted model, not a curated record. NCBI's taxonomy places the organism in Eukaryota, Metazoa, Arthropoda, Insecta, Hemiptera, Aphididae.